UUAGUCGCGCGUGAGAAGUCAACUGAAGCAGUUGUGCGUGGGAAGAGCUCAAAAUAGUGUCCAGUUUCCAGUGUCUCAGGUUGAUUGAAUUUACUGCUUUCAAUACAUACACACACAUAUAUACACAAGAUGAUGAACAGCCUGAAGAAGUUGCCCAUGCGUAUGCUGGCCAAUGCAGCACGUCAGCAAAACGCCGCCAUGUCCUCGGCGACGGGCCUGCCUCCCCCGUUGACAUACCUCACCGACGAUGAGAAGAUGAUGAAGGAGACAGUUGCCAAGUUGGCCCAGGAUCAAAUCCUGCCGUUGGUCAAGAAAAUGGACCUUGAGCACAAAUUCGAUCCGUCCGUGGUAAAGGCCGUCUUCGAGAAUGGCCUGAUGGGCAUUGAGAUUGACACGGAACUGGGCGGCAGCGGCUGCAAUUUCAUGACCAACAUCAUUGUGGUCGAGGAGCUGUCCAAGAUCGAUCCGGCGGUGGCAGCUUUCGUUGACAUCCACAACACAUUGGUCAACUCGCUGAUGAUCAAGUUUGGCAAUGCGGAGCAGAAGGCAAAGUAUUUGCCCAAGCUGGCCCAGGAAUAUGCUGGCAGCUUUGCGCUGACGGAGCCGGGCGCAGGCUCCGAUGCCUUUUCCCUGAAGACUGUGGCCAAGAAGGAUGGCUCUCACUAUGUGUUGAAUGGCACCAAGAUGUGGAUCUCCAACUCAGAUGUCGCUGGUGUUUUCCUCGUCUUUGCCAAUGCCAAGCCUGAGGAUGGCUAUCGUGGCAUUACCACCUUCAUUGUGGAUCGCGAAACUCCCGGUCUGAUUGUGAACAAGCCCGAGGAUAAGCUGGGCAUUCGCGCCUCUGGCACCUGCAUGAUCACCUUCGACAAUGUGCGCGUACCCGAGGAGAAUAUCCUGGGCACCUUCGGACAUGGCUACAAGUAUGCCGCUGGCUUCCUGAACGAGGGCCGCAUUGGCAUCGGCGCCCAGAUGGUGGGCCUGGCCCAGGGCACCUUCGAUGCCACCAUUCCGUACCUGUUGGAGCGCAAACAGUUCGGCGACGCCAUCUACAACUUCCAGUCCAUGCAGCACCAGAUCGCCACGAUUGCCACGGAGAUCGAGGCGGCUCGCCUGCUCACCUACAAUGCGGCGCGCCUGCAGGAGGCGGGUGUUCCGUUCCUGAAGGAGGCGGCCAUGGCCAAGUUCUACGCCUCGGAGGUGGCCCAGCGUGCGGCCACCAAGUGCAUCGACUGGAUGGGCGGCGUCGGCUUCACGCGCGACUUCCCCCAGGAGAAAUACUAUCGUGAUGCCAAGAUCGGCGCCAUCUACGAGGGCACCACCAACAUGCAGCUGAGCACCAUUGCCAAGUGCGUCAAGAAGGAGUUCUCGGGUUAAUAAUAAUCCCCUAAUCCCUAAGUCUAUAUAUAUAAAGCUGAGAUAUCGUACGUCAGAUACGUCAAGUGCAUUUAGCUGGGCUGGCGAAUGGUUUCUAUCGAUCGUUGCCAACGCAUUUACAUCAAUUUUUUUCUUUGUUAACUUGUAAAUACAAUUUAAUUGUAAAAAAAAAAAAAAACAAAA
This is a messenger RNA of Drosophila novamexicana, 1557 nucleotides long. RefSeq names its product short/branched chain specific acyl-CoA dehydrogenase, mitochondrial. Gene Ontology annotation, molecular function: acyl-CoA dehydrogenase activity; flavin adenine dinucleotide binding. Bases 130 to 1374 code for a protein of 414 amino acids. Gene Ontology annotation, cellular component: mitochondrion. The transcript has 4 exons. NCBI's taxonomy places the organism in Eukaryota, Metazoa, Arthropoda, Insecta, Diptera, Drosophilidae. The record is from RefSeq and is a predicted model, not a curated record.